UCCUAAUCCCCAUAGUGGGAGUCGGGGGCAUCCAUGCCUGUGCAGAAGUCUAGGAUUGCACCGCGGUGACUUCACACUCAGCAGCAUGUGCAGCUGAGGCCUCCGGGCAGCAGUCUCCUGCGAGGCAGGCAGCGAGGUCAGCUGGGCAGCCACUGCCUCUACAGCCCAGAUCUGGCCACAGGCAGCUGCUUCCCCAGGAUCCGAGGAAGGGAUGGCUGAACAAGAAGCUAGUGGGCUGCAGGUCUUGCUGCGAACACUUCAGAGCUCCUUGGACAGGGAGUCCAUCCUUACCAUCCUCCAGGUCCUUGGAGACAUGCUUUCUGUUGGCACAGACCGGAGGAUUCACUACAUGAUCAGCAAGGGCGGCAGUGAAGCCCUUCUGCAGACCCUGGUGGACACUGCGAGGACAGCUUCUCCAGACUAUGACAUCCUCCUGCCUCUCUUUCGGCUGCUGGCCAAAGUUGGCCUAAGAGAUAAAAAGUUUGGACAGAAGGCACUGGAAUUGGAAGCACUUGAUGUGACACUGAUUCUGGCCAGGAAAAACCUGUCCCAUAGCCAGAACCUGCUCCACUGUCUCUGGGCUCUACGUGUGUUUGCCUCCAGUGUCACUACGGGAGCCAUGCUGGGAAUUAAUGGAGCGAUGGAACUGCUUUUCAAGGUCAUUACUCCUUAUGCCCGAAAGCGCACCCGAACAAUCAGGGCUGCCACUGAAGUUCUGGCAGCACUGCUGAAAUCCAAGUCCAACAGACGCAGGGCGGUGAACAGAGGCUACAUCACCAUCUUGCUCAGGCUGCACCAGGACUGGCACAGCCACGAUACAGCUAAUGCCUACGUGCUGAUCCGUCAGGGGCUGCUGCUCUGCCUCCAGCACAUCACGAGCCUCCGGUCUGGCAGGGAGGCCUUCCUUGCAGCCCAGGGCAUGGAGAUCCUCUUCAGCACCAUGCAGGUAAGCUGCCUGGAUGACAAGAGCAUGGAGCCCAUCAUCUCUGCUGCGCUUCAGAUCCUGAGGCAAUGCUACCCUAAGAGUCCACUUCCCCUGGCCACAGCCAGCAGCGCUUAUGCCUUCCCGGUCCCUGGGAGCAUCACCUCUGAGCCUCCACAUAUUCUAACUGAAGAGGAUUUUGAAGAUGAUGGUGAUGAAAAGGGGGACAAAGACUCAGAUUCUGAAGAUACGAAAGAGGAGGAUGAUGACUUGGAAACAGACGUGGACAAGCUGAGUGCCAAACCUGGUCCUGACCGACCUGAAGAGGAACUGGUGCAGUAUGAGGCAAUGUGUCUAGAGCUCUCCUGCAGCUUUGAGGAACUGGAGUCCAAAUUUGGAGAUGAUUUGAACUUGACUCAAUAUGUCAAUCAUCACCACAUUCCAACUGCUGCCUCAUCAGAGCAGCAUUGCUUGAAUAAGGACCGAAGCUCCUGGGGCCAAGAAAGAGAAGACACAGUCCAGACUUCCCUUCUGAGCAUGGUGAAGAUGGGGAGGUCCAUGGUGCAUCUAGCCUCCAAAAAAAGGCCUGUAAUGAGCUCACGCCAAAAUGUACAGUCCAACGGUCUUGGGAUAGAUUCUUUUGAAAAAAAACUUUGUGACAUUCAGGCUUCCCUGAAAGAGGAUGCUUGGGAUAUAGAUAUGAUUUCCUGCCCGAGGAUGCAUCCCUCCUUCUCCAAUUCCACUGGGCCAAGAGAAACUGUCGAAGUAAUAGAUAAGCUUCUGGAGACACAUCCCAAGCACAUCCCUUUCCAUGAUCCCUAUCUCUAUAUGUCCAAAGCCAGAAGAACCAAAUCUGUGGUGGACUUCGAGAUGAUGGCAUUUCCCGAUUUCUGGGGACACUGCCCACCUCCCUCUGCCCAGUCCAUGUUGGAACGCAAACAUGGAAUCCAAAGGUUCAAGAUAUUUGAGGAUGUCCGGAGGCUCAUCCAGCCAAGUGAUAUCAUAAAUAAAGUUGUCUACAGUUUAGAUGAGCCUUGGCCUUUGCAAGACACUGCUUCCAAUUGCUUAAGGUUCUUCUCCAAGUUUGAGUCAGGAAAUCUUCGCAAAGCCAUCCAAGUGCGUGAGUUUGAGUAUGACUUGCUGGUCAAUGCUGAUGUGAACAGCGCCCAGCACCAGCAGUGGUUCUACUUUAAGGUGAGCGGUAUGAAGGCCGCCAUUCCUUACCGUUUCAACAUCAUCAACUGUGAGAAGCCCAACAGCCAGUUUAACUACGGGAUGCAGCCAACCCUGUAUUCCGUGAAGGAGGCUCUUCUUGGCAAACCCACCUGGAUACGAACUGGCUAUGAAAUCUGUUAUUACACAAAUCAUUAUCGCCAGAGUGCAGCUGCCACAGGCGGAGAAUCUGCCAAGUGUCAUUACACCCUCACCUUUACCAUCACCUUCCCGCAUGAGGAGGAUGUCUGCUACCUGGCCUACCACUACCCUUACACCUACACAGCCCUCAUGACUCACCUUGACAUCCUGGAAAAAAUUGUCAACCCCAAGCAGGUCUACUUCCGGCGGGAGGUUCUCUGCCAGACGCUGGGAGGGAAUCUGUGUCCAUUGGUGACCAUCACGGCCAUGCCCGAGUCAAACAGUGCUGAUCAUGUAGAACAAUUCCGGCAUCGUCCAUAUCAGGUGAUCACUGCCCGAGUUCAUCCAGGAGAAAGCAAUGCCAGCUGGGUGAUGAAGGGGGCCUUGGAGUUCCUGGUCAGUAGUGACCCUGUGGCUAGGCUCCUGAGGGAGAAUUUCAUUUUCAAGAUCAUCCCCAUGCUCAACCCAGAUGGCGUCAUCAAUGGCAAUCACAGAUGCUCGCUGAGAGGGGAGGAUCUGAACAGACAGUGGAUCUCUCCCAAGGCUCAUCUCCAGCCAACGAUUUACCACACCAAGGGACUUCUCUACUACCUGAGAAGCAUUGGCCGAAGUCCCGUGGUCUUCUGUGAUUUCCAUGGCCACUCCCAAAAGAAGAAUGUCUUCCUUUAUGGUUGUAGCAUCAAAGAGACCUUGUGGCAAGCAGAGUGCCCUGUGGGCACGUCUACUCUCUUGGAAGAUGUCAGCUACAGGACUCUUCCCAAAAUCCUUGAUAAGCUAGCACCGGCAUUCACAAUGAGCAGCUGCAGCUUCCUCGUGGAGAAAUCUCGAGCUGCCACGGCCCGGGUGGUGGUGUGGAGAGAGGUGGGGGUGUCCAGAAGCUACACCAUGGAAAGCAGCUACUGUGGCUGCAACCAGGGCCCUUAUCAGGGUCUGCAGUUUGGUACCAGUGAGCUGGAGGAGAUGGGAGCCAUGUUCUGUUUGGGCCUCCUCAUCUUGGAACUCAAGUCUGUGAGCUGCAGCCACCAGUUCCUGACUCGAGCUGCAAGUCUGCUGAAGGCUGAGGAAGAGGCUCUGGACCACCACCUUCGGCGAUGCAGCAGUACCACCACCCCCACUACAGAACUGGACGAUGAGCCCCCGUGCAUGGAGGAGAUUGAUUACAACACAGACAGCAGCUCAGGCCACAGAUGGAGCUUCUCUGAGCUGGACCGGCAGAUCCAGGAGUGCGCCCUCAGUGAGGAUGAAGGAGCGGAAGAAGAGAAGGGGCCAGGGCAGGAGAGAAACGCCAUCCUAUAUCCCUAAGUUUCAUAGAGAGUUCUAUGUCUCUGACCAUUAGAACAACAGUUAUGAUGCUGCUUCUUCACCAUCAGACACACGCAAUGUACGAGUCGAUGCAGAAAGCCAGCCUAUGUGAGCCCAACAAUCCCUUUUCCAGACUUUGUUCUAGUUUCACUAAGCGUAGAAUCUGGCUACUUCAUAAUUAUAACAUUUGAUGUACACAGUUAGGUGGACUUGGAGCCUAUGCCAGCUGCCAUUGUGGUUAGAAUGUGACCCAAUAGGUAAACUCAAGAUUACCUUGGAUCCUCUCAAGGCUGUUCCAAACUCUUCUCUGUUCCUAUCCUUGAAACUGGAGCAGACUGGAAGUACAGGUGUUGGACUUUCUUCUUUGUUUCUCAGACAGAAUUGAGUGGUUAAAUUGUUUCAUACAUCAGUGUUACCUCCUACUGUUAUCUCCUUACCAUAGCACUGGAGCUGUGCACUGCAAGCCACUGAGACUCUGGGGCUCCUGUCAGGGUCCUCAGGUGCUGGGUGAUUUAACAUGAAAAGCUGUGCUACCAAAGAACUACAAAUAUCAUCCUGGAACUUCUUUAACAGUAUGUAAUUUACAGAUCAGAUAUAGGUAAGGCACUGCACUAGAUUCUAAGAAAUAAGACAUAGUCACUGGUCUUCACAGGUUUUUAAAUCCCAUGUAUUCAGGCCACUAAACAUAAUCCUGGGAGCCAGCAAGACAUACUGGAAAAUUCAUUUGUUUCAGAAUCAGACCAAGUGGUUCAUAUCCUAGAUCUGGCAGUUGCUUGUUACAAGAACUUAGGCAAAUAAUUUAAUCUCCCUAAACUUCAGUUUUCUUAUACAUACAAUGGGGAAGAGCAUAUCUAUAUCAUAAAGUUAUUGUAAAGAUGAAAUGAGCUAUAUAUGAAAGUGUACAGCUUGGCACUUGGUAGGUAAUGAUGCUGGCUUAUUUUCUUCCACAGCACGCACAGAACAUUCUAUAUAAGUAUUCUCACAGUUACAGAAACAUUCUGUGGGAUCACAUGGUUGGGAAAUACUCCCUGUUACUGGAACGGAUCUGGGAAAGAGGUUACAUAGGAGCAGAGAUCAAGAGGUUGAGAUGGCUCAAGACAAGCGAAUGUGGAGAAAAACCUUUCAGCAUGCCAAGGGAGGCAGUGUAGACAUCUGAAUGACGAGGUGUACAGGGCCCCUGCAAAAAAAGAGAAGAGAUAUGGAAGGCAGAUGUGGAAUAGGAGAUAACUAGGAAAGGAUAUGCUAGGUCAAAUGUGGAUUUGUUCUGAGGCCAUGUGCAUUUAGUUUGGAUUAGGUUUAGCUAUGAGAGAUGGAAAAUUCAAAAUAGAAAUAGCUUUUGUAAGGCAUAAGUCUGUUUCUCUUUCAUGUGGAAUUUCAGGUAGAGGAAGGGCAGAGCUGGCAUCAUGGCUGGGUGGUGUCAAAGACCCAGCUUCUGCAGUUUUCUGGUUCUACUGGGUGUCACUUCUACUCUUGAUGUAGUAUGACAGCUGAAGCAUCAGCCUUUGCCUCUGUGUCUCAGACCACAGUAAGAUCACAAAAAGAGGAACAUGUCCCUAUCUUUCAGAAAGCUGUGUACAUAACAUUUCUGCUUAAUCCCACCAGCCACAAAAUGAUCCUAUGACCACAGGUAGCUAGCUGUAAGGGAGGUUGGAAAUGUGGUCUUUAUUUGAGGUGGGCCCAGUUAAAAUUUUGUAGUUUUAAUACUAAGGCAGACAAAUAUAAUGCAUAUUAGGGGAUCACAUGCCUGCCAAAGAGACUUUCCUCAUGUACCAUCCACCACCAAGAGAGUUUUGGAAAAAUUAGAAUAUCCUCAGAGAAACCUUACAGGACACUUCUCUUGACCAGCAGAAAGCCACAGAACAAACUUUCCCAUAGUUUAGCCCCAAGGCAUAGGAGAAUGGCUUGUAGGUUGUGACUGGAGAGUUGAUAUCAUUACUGACAGUAUCUUUCUUUUCCCCCAACUCUUCUGAAUUUCCUUGCUACAGUUCAGAAAUUGCACGUCCAUUCUUUGUAUUAAGGCAGUCAAAUUUCUGUAGCAUAUACAAGUAAUUUGAAGGAAAUAACAAAACACCAAAUUUGAUUGCCAAACUCACGGUAUUCCUUAACUUCUCUCAGAUUCAAUCUCCAUGCUCUUAGAGGAUAGUAUAGUGCUUCUGCUGUUUCUUUGCUUUGAGGAGUCAAGAAGAUAAUAUUGUCUAAAUGUAAAUGCUGAGAAGGACAGGAAUAAUACUAACUAAUAAUCACCACUUAGAACCUCACUCCAAAUUAAUUUAUGGAAUUAGUCUCUAGUCAUCUAGCAUGUUUCCGAGAGAAAGUGACAAAGACAGGUAAAUUUCUAUGUGGCAUGUCCAGGAAAUGCCAGGAACAUGCUGCAUAUUGAUCCAUCUGUGUACGUAAUAUGUGAAGCACCUACUGUGUGUCGUGCACUUUAUUAGGCUCUAUGAAUACAGAGAAAAAUGACUCACUCUGUGCCUUCAAGUUGCUCACAAGUUACAGUAACUUGUGAGAGAUGAGCACAAAACAUUUUAUUUUAAUACAAUGCAUAUGCCAUUGUGGAACUAUGCAGAGGAUAGUACAGAAACACCUAAUGUAAUGGGGGUGGCAGUGGUGGUAAAAGUCAACAGAAAGAUGAUGAUUUAGGUGAUUCUUGAAGGAUGUGCAGGAGUUUUUAAGUGAAAAGGGGAGAAGAGACAUGCUAAGAAGUGGAAAGAGCUUGUGCAAAGGCUGUAUGGUGGGGUUAGAGCUUUAAAUAAAAUGUUCAGUGUGACUAGUUUAAAAGAUGUUUGUAUGUGGGAAAAGGAGGAGAGUGACAAGAGAUGAAAUUGCAAAGAGAGACAGUAAUCAGAACAAGUGACGUUUGACAUGCCUUGAUGAAGGGGUUGUGCUUUGCUCUGAAUGUGAUGGGGGAGAUUUACAGAGUGUUCAGCAGAGGCAUGCCCAGGACUGAUAUCAGCAUCCAUCUAUCAGCACCGCGGCACACUUGUUCAUGGCUGCUUGGUUGGUGCCCUUGCUAUGCUGGUUGUUCAGUAGUUUUGAGGAGUACCCUGGGAUGUUAUGUUAUAUAUUUGAAGAGCAGAAAUUUUGCAUUGAGGUGAGAGAUAAUGAAUGAAGUUUUGGGGCCAAAUUGAAUGUUGGGGGCUUCUGAGAUAGCCAGCUGGAGAGGAUGCCUAAAGACCAGAAGCACAUCAGGAGGCAAAAGUAGAAGGAGAGGGGAACCUAACACCUAGUGCUGUUGGGGACCCAGGUGAAAAUCCUGAGCAACUGAGCCUAGGUGCCAGUCAGCUGAGAAGGAGCUUGCUUGAACAGAACAAGGGAGCAGGGGACAGAACAGAUUUCCCUCCCUUCCUGCUAUGACUGAAGCCUGUCUGUGUCCCACCUCACCAAUCUGCAGUCUGGGGUAGGGGAGAGCUUACUUGGAAGUUAACCCUAGAUAGUUAUAAGAGCUGUUCUUUCAACCCAGUCAGAAAGUCUCUUGCUGCCCAAACCAGUAUGGUGAAUUGUUCCGAAAAUUGUACUAAACUCAGAGCCAAAUAAGAUUACCCAGGAAUUUCAAGGAGUUGAAAUGGGAAGCAGAUGAGGCUCAAAGUGUGCAGAGGGGAUGACAGUCCAGAGAGGUGAUGCUGGGGCCGGGCCACGUGUACAGCUGUCCUGUACCAGCUGUUGUCUUGUACCCUGGGUGUCAGGGCUAGGACUGGGGGGCUGAGGGGUUGUGGGGCCCGCAGCUUCCUGGGGUAGCCUUGUGCACCUUCUGUGAUAGGCAAAGGUAGGGAGUUCUCCUUUUCCACCUCUAGGAUAGUCCUGUUGUUAGUAGAGAAGCACAAGAAUUGCCACCCAUGAGCCCCUAAGUGUGGAAACCGCUGGCUGAUCAUGACACUUCCCUGUGGCAGAAGGCUUUUUGGUUCCACAUUUCCAACACAGGAAAGUCUAGCUUCCUCAACAAAUCCCUUUACAAUCUGGCCCCAACCUCCUUUACAGAUUCAGGUUCUACCAUUAUCGUCUCUUCUAAUGGCCGUGGGACAUAACCUCAUGUUAUGUCAUCACAUGUAUGCAUGCGUGUACACACACACACACACACACACACACACACACACACACACACACACACACACACACACACACACACACCCUUCAUGGGCCACACAGCUCCCUAAAUGUCUUCUUUGAUUUUUCAGGACUUUUCACAUUUUUUCUCUGCCUCUGAUAUGCUUCUUCCAUUACCUCGUUUGAAGGCAUCAAGACCCAAUUCAAAUGUCACCUUUCUUCUGUAAAACUUUCCUAACUACCCCAAGCCGAGUUGUAUAAUCUCUUCUAUGCCUCUAUUGCACUGUUUAUACGUAUCUUUUAUAGUAUGCUUACCAUUUCUAAGUUGAUUUACAUGCUUGUUAUGUCCCUGCUCCACCCCUACCAUCAGAGGGUGAGUUCUAAGAUGCACGGACACGCUAUUACCUUGGCAUCUCUCCCUGCACCGAGCACUCUUCUUGAUACACUGAAGGUGUUAAAGAAUGUGUCUUCCCCCAGCUCAAACCUGACGUUCAAUGUCUAAGUGAAAUGCCACCUAUUUUCCUUAAAUUCCUCCAUUUUCCAUCUCAAAUCACAGUUUGUGUUAUAGGAAGGGAAACUGGUUUUAUUGAAAGGGCAUCUAGCACAAGUACAACCCGGCCCCUCAAGCUGCUGGUUGCCAUGGAAGACUGUUCCCAGUGCAAGGUGAAUUUAAGAAGGAGCAAGUUGGCCUUGUCCUGGCCUGUACUGUGCAAAUGUUUAGAUAGAGUGAUGAGGCUGGUAGGACAGCAUUUUGACAAGUCCCCAGUAUCUGCAGCAUUCAUCCAGGUGCUCUGGGCCCCAUGUUCACUCUAGAGAGAACUGGCUGUGCAGCUCCAUGUGAAUUGUGCCAACUCGGCUGCCUGGGCGCUUCUUGCAAUCCUGUCAGUGAGAAUCGGCAUCCAAGAAUCCCAUCAAUUGGCUCCAGUUUCUUCUGGGUGUCUGGAAAAAGGAUUCAGAGCCACAAAGAACAUUUGAAAAUAACCUGAUCCCUGAGAUACAAGCUCACAUUGAGUGUUGCCAGUGCUAGUAAGGUCACAUUACACCCCUAUGGGGAAGAGAACUUCUCACACACUGCUUCCAUUUAUCAGCCUGGAAAACUGAGCUGGAGUCGAUUUCAUAUUCCAAGGGGAGCCUCUGCCCUCUGCCAAGAGAAGGGGCUUCCAUGUAAUACCUGACAUAAGUCAUUCUUGUUAGAGACUCAGAAAAGUGACCUGCAUGGUGGAUCUGAACAUUGGGAUUAGCAUUAGAAUGAUGGAUUUGCUUUGCGCUGCUGGUAUCACUCGCCCCAGCUGCCCAAAGGCUCCAGUCUUGGAAAGACAUACAGACAGUAGCCUGGUACUCACCGUGAGAGCUUUUUCUGGGCAAAAAUAAUUCAUCAGAUCUGGAGCCUGCUGCAGUCUUCCCAACAGAUAUCCUCUUUUGUUUGUGAUGCAGUUUGGCUUCAUGUGACUGUUUCUUGAUAAAAAGUGUUGUUUAGAAAAAAAGAAAGUGGUAAAAGGGAAUUUUGAGAUAAAAAUGGGUUGUAUUACAGGUUUUCAGUGCCUAAUAAUAAAAAAGAUACAAUGGUAUAUAACUUAAAUUCAUCUAUUACACACACUUCAACACAAUGGAGCUGAAAUUGAGCUGAGUUCCCUACAACACACACACACACACGCACACAAAGUAGGUCCAGGGCUUUAAGCAAGUGAACAAAGAGUGAGGGAAGGUUUAUCAUCAGACACAGGCUAAUAAAGGCAAGGGGUGACUAGGUGAUCUUAGGCCAGAGGUCUUUUGGGUAGAAGGUGAGACUCAGCUUUCAUCAGCACAUGAUAUAAACUGGUCUGCAAGUGUGUGUAUAUUUUGGGCCUAUUUGGGUUACAAAGUAAAAUGGGUUUUGUCCUCCUUGGAAGAGAACACACACUGUGAGGGAAUGACUGAAUUAACCACAUUCAGGUCUUAUGACAAGAUGCCUAACAGAGAAGAGCACUGAACUGUUAAAACGGCUGAAGCAAAUGGAUUAUUCUACAUCAAGAGAUUUUGAUGAUCUUUUACAGUCUCUAAGGCCUUAUGGGGUUAAAUGGUUUCUUGGUAGCAGACAAGUAUUAUGGUCACCGUCUAACAAAGUAAGGAAAUGGAAGCUUGGUUCUUCAGAGCCCUCCAAUUCGGGUGUCCAAUCAUGGCUUGGUCUUUGGAGGUCAGGGUGAGGCCUGGCAUGAGGUUGAUUCUGGACUGGCUGUGGAGCAAAGCGAGGAAGAUGGGGCUGACAACACUGCCAUCCAAGCAUCUGGGGUAUGCAGGUUCAAUGAAUGAAUGUCCUUGGAGAGAAUAAUACCAACCAGGCCUCCCCCACACUGCAGUCUGAACAGCAAGUUAUUUUACAGGAUAUUAGAGGAAAAAUCUGUCUGUGUUCCCAUUGUGCUCAGGCUAUUACAUAGUCACUCAUUUAACUCUCACUAUCUGGGGGAUAAAUAGGCAUUAUUUGUGCUAUUUUCAAAAUGGUGCUGAGCCAUUCUUAAAGGGACACUUUUAGUAAUGGACAGAGCUGGAAUCUGUUUCCAGAGAAAUGUGACUUCCCACUGCUCCUUCUCCUUCCCCAGAGGGGGCCAAAAAUAAAUAGUACCCCAACAGCAGAUGUUAGACCCAACAUGUGCCAAAUACGAACCCUUACUAUACACAAUCGUUUAAGACCCUUGCAUGUGUUAUCACAUUUAAACCUCAUAACCCAACCCUAUGAUGUAAGGCUUCUUGCUAUGCUCAUUUUAUAGGUGAGGAUGUUAGGGCAUAAAGAAGGUGAGAACUUGCUUAAGAUUAUAUGGGUAGUAAACAGUAGGAUUGUGUACUCCUAGGAAAAGCAUCUCUCUUCAAAGACCCCUAAGGGUCUUCUAGAGGUUAUGGAGCAACUCCCUGGGUCUAGGAAGGUUUGCUGUUGUUGCUGUUGUUUUAAAUCCUUGACCCAGAUAUAAAUAACUCAUACUGGACAUCUCUGCAUAACAUCCUGCUUCACCUUAAACUCAAGUUCAAAGUCAAUCUAUUUCUUAUCUCCACUCAUCAAAAUCUCUACCUGCAAGUUCUUAAACUUGAGCAUGUUGAUGGGAAUCUGGAUUGUCUCAUUUCUUUGAGUGUCUGAUGCACAGCCCAAUGUCUGGCCAAGGCAGGCAUCAGAUUCUCACUAAAGGAUGAAUCUGCUUUGCUGAUGGGUCUGACCCUUAGCUCUGGCUUGCGUCUGUCUAUGCUCUUUCUUUUUGGGCCAUUUCUCACCUGGAUUUCAGCACAAUUUUCCUUCCUACUCUUCUCACCUUUGCUCUUGUUUCCUCUCCAACCCUUUCUUCCCUGGGUAUCUAGAUAGUAUUUGGAGUGGAAAUUGGUCCUAUUUCUGCCAUUUACAACCUGUCAGUGACGUCCCAUGGUAUAAGGAUAAAAUGGAAGCAUAACCUGGCAAUGGAGCCCUUCCUGAUCCAGCCACCAUGUAGCUUUCUGGUCUCCUCUCUUAACACAAGCCCCUGCUGAAAUCAUGAAAAAUCACUUUCUGUUUCCAGAAAGCAUUUUACUCUUUUUUUCCCUUGGCUUCCACCCAUUUGUCUAAUUUUAUUUAUAUGUGCUUAAGUGUAUCCUCCUCCAGGAAGUCUUCCAUGGUUUUUGUAGAAACCCUAUCACAGCUUUUGUUGCAUGGCAUUGCCUGUGGACUUUUUUUCUCCCCCCACCAGACUAAUUUCUUGGAGAACAAAGACAAUUUUGUUCACAGCUACAUCCUGAGGGCCUAGCACCAUGCUCAAGAUGUGGUGAGCUUCAUUAAACAUGUGUGGAAUGAUUGAGAUCUUAAUUUCCAUUCCAAGGUCUCCCAAGAAUGACCUCCUAGCCGUUGCCUCAGUAACCUAUUAAACAUGGAUAGCGGAGCUGCAGGAAAAUAGGACAUUCAUGUGUCCGGCAGACUCAGAGCAGCGAGAAAGCAUCCAGGAAAAAUCUCCCUCAGCCCCUUGUCUGCAGUGCCUCCUGGUCUGUAAUUUUCCAGAAGCAGCUUCUUUUUUUUCCUCCAAAUGGCCUGUAGAGGUCAGAAAAGGGCCUUGAUUUCCAAACACGGACUGUCCUCUGCCUCCAUUAGCAUUCACCCUGGGUGUCUAUAAUUAAGCAAGCCUAGGCUGGGCACAUAGGAACGGAAAUGCAUUGACUUUAAUAAAACAGAGUGUAAAACAACUUUA
Cynocephalus volans (Philippine flying lemur) is the source of this 11793-nucleotide messenger RNA. It is a transcript of the gene AGBL1, whose product is annotated as AGBL carboxypeptidase 1. The record is from RefSeq and is a predicted model, not a curated record. The coding region runs from base 212 to 3577 and encodes 1121 amino acids. Gene Ontology annotation, biological process: proteolysis; protein side chain deglutamylation. NCBI's taxonomy places the organism in Eukaryota, Metazoa, Chordata, Mammalia, Dermoptera, Cynocephalidae. The transcript has 23 exons. Gene Ontology annotation, molecular function: metallocarboxypeptidase activity; zinc ion binding.